Xiphophorus couchianus (Monterrey platyfish) is the source of this 1302-nucleotide messenger RNA. RefSeq names its product family with sequence similarity 210 member B (gene mims2). NCBI's taxonomy places the organism in Eukaryota, Metazoa, Chordata, Actinopteri, Cyprinodontiformes, Poeciliidae. Gene Ontology annotation, cellular component: mitochondrion. The coding region runs from base 181 to 1050 and encodes 289 amino acids. The transcript is spliced from 3 exons. The record is from RefSeq and is a predicted model, not a curated record.
UCUGCGGUUGCGCGUCAGUCCGGAUUGGCUGUCGGCAUUAAUCGGACAACAAGAGGACCUCAGGGAGGGCACAGGGCAGCAUGUUUACCGCCACCCACUCUCAUAAUUAGUUCGGAUUGAUUAACUCGCUUUAUUUAAUUUUCUGGAAACUCUAUACUCUCCUGUGGAGGCGCACCGAUAAUGUUUUUGUGCCGUACGGAGAGACUGACAGCAGCGGCUCUGGACCAGGUUUUCAAACGUCCGGGCUCGUUCCUGGUCAAAGCAACCCUACGGGGGGACUUAUCGCUGACAGGCGUGACAGGCCACACGUUUCAGCGGCUCCGCUUCCUCAGCGCGUCCGCCGGCGGGCUCCAGCCAAAGCGGACACACCGAAAACCUGAGCCCGUCCAGAACUGGGACACGUCGGCUAGUCUGAUGAUAACAGAGUGGGUUCUACUGGACCGGGUUGCAGCCGUGGCUGUGAAUUUAUCCAGAAGCGUGCACCGAGUGGGCGGUGAGUUCUCAAACACAAGGCUCGGAGGAUACACGAAGGGCGCCGCUGUGUUUACAGGUAACACGGGCAGCAGAAGCAUGCAGACCAGAGCUGCGUCCUCCAGUUCUGCCACGAAGAGGAGCGAGGAGCAGACUGACGGCAGCAAAGCGGAUCUCCAGGAUUCUUCCUCUACCUUAAGCACAGAAAAAGACCACGGAAGCAAACCGGAGCCAGAGGAAGAAAAACCCAACAAAACCCAGCAGCUAAAAAAAGUCUUUAAAGAAUAUGGAGCAGUGGGAGUUUCCUUUCAUAUUGGAAUAUCGCUCAUGUCUCUGGGAAUGUUCUAUCUCCUUAUAUCCAGUGGCAUCGACAUGACGACAUUGCUGUGCAAACUGGGCUUCAGUGAGGAGCUGGUUCAAUCUAAAAUGGCAGCAGGAACCAGCACGUUUGUCCUUGCCUACGCCGUCCACAAGCUCUUCGCUCCAGUUCGCAUCAGCAUCACAGUGGUGUCAGUACCUCUCAUCGUUCGUUACUUCAGAAAGACCGGACUCUUUAAACCGCCCACACCUGCACCCUGACGACUCCUCUUCUCUCCCUCAUGAAACAACAGACAUCCUGUCAUAAAAAUCAAAGCUUUUGUGUUUAUUAUUUUUUUCCCCUCAUUUCUCUUUUGUUCAGUACAGCAUAACCUCUUUUUGCAUUUGUGAAACCUGAUAAAAUAUUUUCUGCUUUUGAUCCUGCUGUAACAGCAUCAGUUUGUUUUGUGCAAAGAAAGUCCGAUGUUAUGCCUUAGUAUUUAUUUGUUCUUGAAAUAAAAGGAGAGAAAAGAA